CUCAUAUAAAACGCUCUGCGGAGUAUGUGCCGCAGAGCGUUCUAGUUUAGUCGAUGUCUGAUAAAUUGGAAGGCUGAAAGGUAUGGCCUGGUACACUUCUUGAAUAUACUGUUACUGUCCCCGACUGUCAUUUACUUGGAUCUUCACCUAGAACUAUUAAUUUUGGGUGAUUGGACUUUCAGCCAUCGGCUCUCUCUGCCCUUCGAUAAACAGAGACCCCAAGACACACUCAUCGCCAUAUACCCUCAUCUAUUGGCAGAUAGCUCUCAGAAUGUCGUCGUCGGACAUUCAAAUCACACUCCAGCGGCCACUAAACCUGGACAAGUACGACCGCAGCGUGCCAGCUGCUCACCAAGCACACAAUAUCCCCAAGUCCUUCCUCGACUGCAUGGCAGUGAGAGAAGAGGUAUUCGUCAAAGGGCAAAAUAUUCCGCUCCUUCUGGAAGGCGAUUCUGACGAUUGCCGUUCUUAUCACUGGGUUGCCUAUGCAUCUGCCGACGAUGGUACUCGCUUUCGAGUCGGGAAUCUUCGCCUGGUUCCAUUCCCACACGAGGCCCAUCCACUACCUGGAUCAUCCUUCGACCUGCCAGAAAAUGUCACCGGAAACGAGCUGAUAGCGGAGCCGAAGCCAUGGAUUGUUGACAGAGCAACGACUUUCCAUGAUGGAAGGGAAGCUUACGUCAAGCUUGGACGGGUGGCUGUCAUCGAGGAAUAUAGAGGAAAAGGUAUCGCUGGUCAGCUUGUUAGGUCUGCCAUUGCCUGGACCAAGGAGAACCCAACGGCCUUUGACGUAUCUGGAGCCGUAGAUGAAUCCGGCGCGGAAUUGACAGAAGCCAUGACGGCUUGGAAGGGCUUGAUCUGCAUACAUGCACAAGAGUAUGUUGCAAAGAUAUGGGCGAAGUGGGGGUUCAAGGAGGACGAGAAGAUGGGAAGGUGGACAGAAGCUGGGAUUCCUCAUGUUGGCAUGUUCAUGCGUGUCGAUUUGCCAUCGGCACCAUAGGAAUCGUCACAUGAGGGGUGGCCUGCAACGUUCUAACAUGAAAAUAGAUAAGAGUACAUACGAUUAUGGGAAGGUGGCAUCAGGGUG
This is a messenger RNA of Pseudogymnoascus destructans, 1087 nucleotides long. RefSeq lists its product as uncharacterized. Gene Ontology annotation, molecular function: acyltransferase activity, transferring groups other than amino-acyl groups. The record is from RefSeq and is a predicted model, not a curated record. The transcript has a single exon. Bases 272 to 1000 code for a protein of 242 amino acids. Lineage: Eukaryota; Fungi; Ascomycota; Leotiomycetes; Thelebolales; Thelebolaceae.